AUGCGGUUAGUGCUUGGAAUGUGUUUGCAAGAGACAUUAAGAACUGAAAAAGAAGUAUGGUCUUGGACUAAAAAUGAUUUAAGAGUUAUCACCAUUAAAAAAUAUAACAUUAUGUUAGCAACAACAAUUAAAAUAAUCAGUUUUUUGGCCACUUUGCCCGCGGCUUAUUAUUGUAGCAGUGAACUUUCUGAAAAAGAAUAUUUCCUAGAGGUAAAAAUUGCUAAAGAAGCAUAUGAAAAAACCCAAUCAAAGCCUCGUUUUUUUACUGGUAUUCAAACCACUGGCACCCUGACCCUAGGAAAUUACUUUGGGGCAAUCCAUCCCAUUUUAAAAAUCCAAGAUGAUUAUGAGAUAAUUAUCAUGAUUGCUGAUUUACAUGCUCUAACUGUGCUUAGAAAGGACAUUAAUUAUCAAAGACAAGGUCAAGAAAUCGCUGCUCUUUUGUACGCCUGUGGACUAAAAGAAGAAAAUUCACCUUUUACCACAGUCAGCGAAUUGAAUAACAUGAUUCAAUACAAGGAAAAGAAAAAAAGUUCAGAAACCGGCAAUUUAGCUUUAUUAUCUUAUCCCGUCUUAAUGGCGGCAGAUAUUUUUCUUUAUGAUGCUGAUUUAGUGAUUGUCGGCCAAGACCAAAAGCAACAUUUAGAAUUAGCAACCAAUAUCGCCCAAAAAUUCAACAAUUUUUACGACCAAAAAGAUUUGCUAAAAGUUCCGCAAUUUACUAUUCCUCGCUUCGGAGCCAAAAUAAUGGACUUGAAGAAUCCGACCAAAAAAAUGUCAAAAAGUGAACAAAAUUUUAUCGCUCUAUUAGAUGGUUCAGAAGAGAAUGAGAAGAUGACCCUGAUGCUUGGAGCGGUCGGCGAAGAGCAAACCACACCUUCUCCGGAAGCUUAUGAUAUAACUGACCCACUCUUAAAAGAAAUUGGCAAAGAAGCUUUAAAAAUCUACUAUCCCUCUUUUGCCGCCCUGCAACACCGCCCCUUACCUGUGAACUUGGCAGAAUUGGACUGCGAUAGCUUUAAUUUUAUUGGUGGAGAUGGAGGAGAAAAUUAUAAACAUGCUGCUAUUCCAACUACGUUUUAUGAUGAUAAUGAGAUUGUAAAUAGUCGAGAAGAGGAAAGAACGGCAACCCCGCCCCCUUCUUUCGCUAGCAACGAUACUAGUAGCCAAAAUAACAAUUCGCACCCAGAUAAUGGUAUUAAUGUUGCGGAAUAUAACCGAGAAGCCGAAAAAUAUAAUCAGGAAAUAGUCGAAAAUAAUCCCACUAGUAAAAAAUUUGAAGAAUUGUGGAUGAAAGUAUUUGAUGGUGGUAAUGAACAUGCUUUGCAAAAUAUCGAAAACGGAACACUCUGA
Ambispora gerdemannii is the source of this 1353-nucleotide messenger RNA. NCBI's taxonomy places the organism in Eukaryota, Fungi, Glomeromycota, Glomeromycetes, Archaeosporales, Ambisporaceae. The record is from the annotation of a GenBank genome assembly.